Messenger RNA from Gekko japonicus, 2210 nucleotides. Its product is annotated as heparan-sulfate 6-O-sulfotransferase 2-like. Gene Ontology annotation, molecular function: heparan sulfate 6-sulfotransferase activity. Gene Ontology annotation, cellular component: membrane. The transcript is spliced from 3 exons. Bases 2 to 1312 code for a protein of 436 amino acids. Lineage: Eukaryota; Metazoa; Chordata; Lepidosauria; Squamata; Gekkonidae. The record is from RefSeq and is a predicted model, not a curated record.
CAUGGAGGAGCGCUGGCACAAGGUGCUGGUGGCGCUGGUGAUGCUGCUGCUCUUCGGCGGGCUGGUGCUGCAGUACGUGUGCCCGGGCAGCGAGUGCCAGCUGCGGCAGCGCCUGCAGGCGGCCAGGGCGCUGGGCGGCGUCUCGUCCUCUGCGCGUCGGCAGGCCGACCCGUACCGGGUCGAGGACGAGAGCCCACCGCGCUUCGUGCCGCGCCUCAACUUCUCGGCCGAGGACUUGCUGCGCCGCGUGGACUUCAACAUCAAGGGCGACGACCUGAUCGUCUUCCUGCACAUCCAGAAGACCGGCGGCACCACCUUCGGGCGCCACCUGGUGCGCAACAUCCAGCUGGAGCAGCCCUGCGAGUGCAAAGCCGGCCAGAAGAAGUGCACCUGCCACCGGCCGGGGAAGCAGGAGACCUGGCUCUUCUCGCGCUUCUCCACCGGCUGGAGCUGCGGAUUGCACGCCGACUGGACCGAGCUCACCAACUGCGUGCCGGCCGUGGUGGACAGCAAGAAGGACGCCAAACUGCGUCCCACCAGGAAUUUCUACUACAUUACAAUCCUGCGGGACCCUGUGUCCCGGUACUUGAGCGAAUGGCGGCACGUCCAAAGAGGAGCAACUUGGAAGGCUUCCUUGCAUGUGUGCGAUGGGAGAUCGCCCACUUCUGAAGAGCUGCCCAGCUGUUACUCGGGAGAUGACUGGUCAGGCUGUUCUCUGCAGGAGUUCAUGGAUUGUUCCUACAAUCUAGCCAACAAUCGCCAGGUUCGCAUGUUGGCCGACCUCAGCCUGGUGGGAUGUUACAAUUUGUCCGUCAUGCCAGAAGAGCAGCGAAACAAGGUUCUCCUAGACAGUGCCAAGGAGAACCUGAAACGCAUGGCCUUCUUUGGCCUGACGGAAUUUCAAAGGAAGACUCAGUAUCUCUUUGAGAAAACAUUUAACAUGAACUUCAUCUCGCCAUUCACACAGUAUAAUAGCACAAGGGCCUCCAGUGUAGACAUUGAUGAAGAGACUCAGAGGCGCAUUGAGGCCCUCAAUUUUUUAGACAUGGAGCUAUACGAUUAUGCAAAAGAUCUCUUUCUGCAAAGGUAUCAGUACAUGAGACAGAAGGAACACCAGGAAGCCAGGAGGAAGCGUCAGGAGCAAAGGAAAAAGGCCAAACAGAGUACUGAUUUGGAAGCCAGAACAGAAUUGCAAAUUGCAGAAGAGACAAACUCUGCUUCUUUAGCUGUUGAAGAAUGCAAACAGUUCUCCUGUGGCCUUCGCCGAAUGCUUUUGCAGUCAAUGUUGUACCGUAUGUGGGUUAACCUUUAAUCUCGGUGUGUCUCAGAUCUGUCCCUUUAAAAAAAAUAAAUAAUAUCGGUCUAUUAUUAAGUGGAGCAAAUAAAACCCAAUAUUGCUAUCCGAAACUUUCUUUGGGCUUAUGGAAACAAAAACGUGUCAAGGCCUAGGAUGCUGAGGAAAUAACUCUUUAGAUGUCUGUGGCGGGUUGUCUUCUGUGGCCCUCCAGGGAAAUCCCCGAAAUAUUUUUAGAGAUGAGAUAGAAAGAAUAGUAACAAACAGCCAGAACUUCCUGUACCAAACUGAAAGCUGUCUCAUUGGGGGCUCAUGUAUCUCUACGGUGGAGCCCUAUACCCCUAUGUCCUUUACACCAUCCAUUUGACUGAAGGCCAGUUCAGUUUAAUACCGGAAGUGCUGAUAAGGUCUACAGUGAGCUUGUACUGACUGGAUGCAGCCUGUGGGGGCUGUUGAGGGAAUGGCCAUAGUGAGUCCCGUUUCAAAUUGUCCCCUUGGGGCAACAAACUGCACCCCCUCCCCCAUCAUACUACAUUCCUGUAUUUGGCAAAGUCUUUAGAGCAGUCACAGCUCUCGUCCCUGCCAUUUGGAAGUUAAAGAAACUCAUGAACAAAUUACUAGUUCUUGGCUAAGCCCGAUGGGGGAAAUCUAACUGGUUUCUAGUAGGGAGGCAUUAAUACCGUACAUGCAAAAUGAUUUGUCUCAGCAGAAUAUCUCUUUCCCCCCCACCCUUGAUAUUUGGUUUUAUUUCCUUCAUAUAUUUUCAAUGACUGCCAUCUGUGUAUGGCACGUACCAAAUAUAAAUGGCAGCAAAUGGGAUAUCUGUAGAAGAAAACGUUGACUGAUGUUUGCGUAUAUCAGCUUUUAACGAAGAAUAGAAAGAGCUUGUCUAGUAAUUAUAAAUAUUUUUUAAAAA